Messenger RNA from Pyrus x bretschneideri (Chinese white pear), 1077 nucleotides. Its product is annotated as elongator complex protein 6. NCBI's taxonomy places the organism in Eukaryota, Viridiplantae, Streptophyta, Magnoliopsida, Rosales, Rosaceae. Gene Ontology annotation, biological process: tRNA wobble uridine modification. Gene Ontology annotation, cellular component: elongator holoenzyme complex. The record is from RefSeq and is a predicted model, not a curated record.
CGUUGAAAUCAAGUUCUGCUUAACAAACCGUUGAAAUCAGAAAUUCAGAAACCCUAAACCCUAAAAGCUGACUGCGAGGAAGAAGACGAAGAUGGAGCAGGGAGGAGGCUUAUUGGACGAAGCGCUAGGGCAUCUCAGCCGCCGCGUUGUGCUCCUCGAAGACUGCGUCGACACUAGCGCCGCUUUCGUCCUCCACCACAUUCUCAAGCGCUCUCUCUCUCAGUCUCCCCACUCCACCUCCAACGCCGUCGUUUUUGUUGCCUUCGCCCACCCCUUCUCUCACUACGAUCGCAUCCUCCGAAGACUCGGUUGCAAUUUGGCUGCACAGAGGGACAAUAAUAGAUUCUUUUUUCUUGACAUGCUUAUGGACUGCCCAGAUGAAGGGAAAAACAGUGAUUGUGGACUAAUUGCUUUGUAUGGGAAAAUCCAAAAGACUAUAAGUGCCUUAGCUCAAGAGAACAACUGUGUCACCGUUAUGAUUGAUGAUAUUUCCCUCAUGGAGGUGGCUGAAGGAUCUGCAAAUCUUGUGCUGGACUUUCUGCAUUACUGUCACACUUUAAUAUCAGAAUCUGGCUGUUCUUUGAUCAUGCUCAAUCACGAGGAUAUCUAUUCAGGCACAGCGAAGCCUACCCUUAUAUUACAGAUGGAGCAUCUAGCAGACAUUCUGAUAAGGGCAGAACCGUUGGCCACUGGGUUAGCCUCAGAUGUGCACGGGCAGUUGACAGUUAAAAACAGGGGGAUUUAUGAUGGGCAUGAGGGAUCGAGAAACAAGGUGUCGAAUUUCCAAUUCAAAGUAAAGGAAAAUGGUGUCGAGUAUUUCUAUCCCGGAAGCAAGACUUGAGGAUCAUAUACGCGGCGUUGUUAAGGAAUUUCAAAUUGUGGGUGAAUAUAGCGAUUGAGGCUCCCUUGGGAUGGUGGAAAGUAUAUCUGCGUUACGGGUUGUACUAAUGUGGCGACAUGAAUGUUGUUAUUCUCAUCCCGACCUGCCCUGAAACCGAAAUAAAAUGGGUUGUGAAUGCGACUCUUAUCAUCGUUAAUUAGCACAUGCUCAAUGAGCAUUUGAGGAUUAUUAGCACA